Messenger RNA from Coregonus clupeaformis (lake whitefish), 3957 nucleotides. It is a transcript of the gene cracdla, whose product is annotated as cracd like a. The record is from RefSeq and is a predicted model, not a curated record. The transcript has 12 exons. NCBI's taxonomy places the organism in Eukaryota, Metazoa, Chordata, Actinopteri, Salmoniformes, Salmonidae. The coding region runs from base 406 to 3891 and encodes 1161 amino acids.
CCGUAGAUGAAGGGUUAAAAUCCUUGCGUUAGGACUGGAGGAUAGUAAACGUUGGACAGAGGACAGCAGUGGUCGCUCGCAAGCAGUACUAGCUAGUAUUCCAUAGCCUCCGAGUGUAGGUAGCCUACGUUACGAACUGACAGUGACACAGCUGUGAGCUCCCAUCCACGCUCCAGAAUAAUAUGACAUUUGGAUAAUUCUCCUUCAACGCCAGCCACGUCGGUACAAUGUGAAGGACAGCAGUCUGAGUUUUUUAAGAAAGGACAAAGCCUCCGCUGAGAGGGGGACACACAACGCCCCGAGAGAGAGAAGAGAAGGAGGAGGGAGAGAGGGGGAGAGGGAGGGAGGGAUAGCUACAGUGCAGUAUGUGCGUCUGGUAGUACUGGUUGUUGACAGGAAGGAGUGAUGGAGUCUUUCCCAGGAGAUGGGGAGGGCAGCGCUGAUGACCUUAUAGGAGGAAAGAGGAAGUCCAAACUGAAGACCUUGAAGAUAUAUCUGUUUGGAGGGACCAGGAGAGAGACCAAAUUCAGCCAGUCUGCUAGUGAUGUCACUGAGGCGGAGGGGCUGGGCUCAGCGAAGAAUCUGUGUUCAGGCAUGUUGGGAUCGCGAGCGUUGUCACAUGACAGUAUCUUCCUGGCCGACCAGGAUCUGUCUAGUCCGGAGCAGCCCAGAGUUCUAUCCCAGGAGAACGUCCAAGGCAGGAUCAAAGAACUCCAGAUGAAGCUGCUGCAGCAGAACAUGCAUCUAGGCCCGCCCCCACUGGUUCUGCCAAUUAAACAUCCCGAGGACCUGGGGGGCAGCUCAGAGGACAAUGGUCUGCCCCACAGCCCCCCCAAAAUCUCCAUAGGCAACAACAGAGCCCCCAGGGGGGUAUCUUACAAGUUCCCUGCCCCUCCCAGGCACCAUAGCUCUCUGAGUUUAGCAGGAACAGGAAGUGAGGAGGAAGUGCAGGCCUCCUCCCAACCCUCGUCCCGACCCCUCUCCCCCUUGCCCAAACCUCCUCUUACCAGCUCCGUGCCUCCCACCCCAUCUGCCCCCCACUCUGCCAUCUCCCCUGCCCCCCCUGCCUUGGACUUCAGCACCCCAGCCCAGUUCACCCCCUGCCUGGAUAACUCUGCCGCCCGCCACCGCAUGUCCAUCAAGCCCAGGAACCAGAGAGCCAGAGCCAAGAACAAAAUGCUGAACAUGACUGAGUCGAGACCACGCUCAGAGAGUCUCAACAACUUCGACCGACCCUUGACCGAGAAGGAGGAAGAGGAAGGGCCAGCCAUUACAGGAGGAAGAACACGUUUACGCUGUCACUCUACCCUGAUCCUAAAGGCGCAACAAGGGGGGUCGACCACCCCCACUGCACCCCCAGAGCUGACACCCCUAAAGUCGGGUUCCAGAGAGGCUGUGGGGUGCCCAAAAACCUCCACCCCCACCCUCCCCUGUAAGCCCUCCCCACAGGAGCAGCCCCAUCCUGGGGUUCCAGUCGUCUCCCCUGCCCCUGUGACCCGCCAGCUACCUGGAGCUAAACAACCACAGCCCUCAUCUGUGACCACAGUCCAGGACCUGAGAUACACUCCACAACAGCAGACCCUUAAACAGUCCCUGGGAGACCCCAAGCCCCCAGACCCAUCCCAAACCAAGAGGGACGUCCUGAGCAAGAGUGGGGUGCCGGAUUCUACCCCCAGCACCGAGGGUAGCCCCAAAGACGAACCAGUCCCGGCCGCCAGGCCCGCAGCUAGCCUAGCCUCAGUGGUGACUCUCAGAACGUCCUCUCUGAGGAGGAAGACAGAGGCUAGGGCUGGUGGUCAGAGUACCACAGAGCCACUUGCUGGCCAGGAGGACCCAGGUCAGGCAGAGCCAAUGUCCACUGGAGGAGCUCCGAAGCCAGGCUCCAGGCCUUUUCUCUUCUCCAUCAACUUUGCCAAGGAGCGGGAAACAUCCAGGAUGGGAAAUGGUGGUUUCUUGGGAGUAGUGGAGCAGGCUGGGGCUGGGGUGAAGAGGGUGGGGAGGGAGGAGGGGACAGAGGCGAAGUUGACCUCCUCAAAUGCCUGCCAGAAGGGGCAGGAGCAGCAGGGGGGCAGGCGGAAGGGGGACAAGCCCAAAGAAGAGGAGUUGACUGCCAUCGAUAUGGGGGGGAAAGUCUCGGAAGGGGAGGAGGUAGAGGAGGAGAGCGGGGAGGGAGUGGAGGAAGCAGUGGAAGCAAAGGAGGAGAAGGAGGAAGAGGGGAAAAUGGCGUUCGGCGUGAACCUUCGCUCCAUCUCUCUGAGGGUCCAGGCGGAGGCAGCCACCAGCCAAUCAGAUCUCAAGAUUAAGCGUCACAGUGCGGAAGUGGAUGCUCUCCCUCUUGCCACUUACACCCCCUCCUCAAAACCCACCGGGCUUGAGGGACUACGGGACACCCCUCCAACCAGGGCUAACUCCACACCCAAAAAGCGCUAUACAAACAACUGGGAUGCCCCCACAACACUGUCUUCAUCCAGCGGGAGAGCUUGCUCCCUCAGAGAAGCAGAUACAGCAACCCCAGCCCAGCCUACCCCCUCACCUCUCACUAAAGAGGCGCAAACCACCCCAGCUACCCCUAAGGAGGACCAAACCAUCCCUGUCCCACCCAUAGAAGCCCAGACUACCUCCUCAGCCCCUCAGGACCACCCGACUGCCCCCAAGGCGGCACCCCAGGCUGCCGUAUCCUGGAUGAGCAUGGCAUGGGGGAAGACCAGGGGCCUCCAGCAGCUCUUCACCAGCAGUCUACCCAGAGAGUUCACCGGCAUGCAGUCCCCAACUCAACCGCAGGCUCAGACCACAACGCAACCACAGACACCGUCACUGGCUAAGAUUGUGACGCAAACUCAGAGACAGAAUGCAGCACAACCACAAACACAGCUGACAACACCACCACAGGCUCAGACCACAACACAACCACAAUCACAGACCACGAUGCAACCCCUGACUGCUAAACUUCUGCAGUCACAGAUGGCAGCACAACCACCACAGACGGCAGCACAACCACCACAGACGGCAGCACAAGCCCCCACACAGACCACAAAACUACCAGUGACACAGACCACCAAAACACCACAGACACAGAACGCAACACAACCACAGACAACGACACAACCAACUGCCACUCAACCGCUAGCACAAUCUACCCUACGCGCCGUGUCUCAGGUGACCUCACAGUCCAGCCGACGAGCAAACCAGCCCACCCUGUGCUCAACUCCACAGACCCAAGCCCAAGCAACACUACGGAUCGCCCCAAUGGGUGCCACUUCCACUCAGCCACCGGCCCCGUCUACCCUCUCUUCAAGCCCACGCUCCACACCCAGCCAGCCCCCUUGGAGCGCACAAGGUCUCAACCCUAUCCCCCAGCCCAAACCAGCCUCAGAUCCAACAACAACCCCAGCCCCAGUCCAAGCACUAGGGAGAGGUGAGAGGACCCCUGGCCUCCAGGGGAAUAGUGAGGGGGCGGCUGUGUCAACAGAGAAGAGGGUGGACCGGGACAGGCCAGGGACUUUGGGAGGGACGGCAGCCUUUCUGGAGAAACGGGCAGAGUGGACUCCUCCUGCUGGGAGCAAGGUAGAGCUCAGGAGAACCAGGACCCCAUCUGAGUCUCAGCCCACGGCUGAAUUGGCUGCUCCUUCCAAAGCCACACCUACUCACAGAGACGCUAAAGAUGCUAAACUCGACAGGAGGCCAGAAUCGAGUCCAACCAUAGUGACAGGCAGACUUGCAGACCGAGAGGACAAAUGGCUAAGGAAGAACAUGCCAACGUCACCGUCUCCUUCAUCAUCACCUUCGUCAUCAUCCCCCUUGCAGACCAUCUCUGACAGUGGGGGUCAGCCAUCUUGGAUGGAACUGGCCAAGAGGAAGUCAAUGGCCUGGAAUGACAAGACCAUGGACUGAUAGAAUGAGAAAGAAAGAAAGAAAGAAAGAAAGAAAGAAAGAAAGAAAGAAAGAAAGAAAGAAAGA